Molecule: messenger RNA, 489 nt
Organism: Trametes versicolor FP-101664 SS1
Lineage: Eukaryota; Fungi; Basidiomycota; Agaricomycetes; Polyporales; Polyporaceae
Exons: 1
Coding region: 1-489 (162 amino acids)
Source: RefSeq, a predicted model, not a curated record
AUGCGCAGCCCCAUCAUCGCCUUCUCCCUCUUCGCCGCCGUCGGCCCCUCCCUCGUCUCGGCCGCCCCCGCCCCCCAGUCUCCCCGUCUCGGCAACGACGUGAUGGGCCACUCGAGGACCACCGACCUCAAGUUUCCCCAACGCUUCGCCUUCCCGCGCGCCGAAGACCCUAUUACUGGCGCCCUGGAAGGAUUGUCCUCCCCGGGUGGGACGCCCGCUCCGCCGCCGCCCCCCGCGGAUAUACCAUCCACUGCCGCGCUUCCGAGCCCCCCGGCUGCCGAUCCAGUAGACCCGGCUGGUCUGUCUAACACACCGGUUGACACUGCUGGGGGUAACACCGGCCAUCGCGCACCUGCCGAGCCCAAGGAGCCGGGCAUGCCGCGCGUCCCGACGAGCCCGGACUACACGUCCAACGUGCCCGUGCCAGGAGGGCCUGGACCUAGGCCAAACGCGGGCAGCAGCGAUAUUAGCAGCACCGACACUCUUUGA